AUGAAGAUGUUGACAAGACUUCAAGUUCUUACCUUAGCUUUGUUUUCAAAAGGAUUUUUACUCUCUUUAGCGGACCAUAACUUUCUGAGGAGGGAGAUUAAAAUAGAAGGUGACCUUGUUUUAGGGGGCCUAUUUCCUAUUAAUGAAAAAGGCACUGGAACUGAAGAAUGUGGGCGAAUCAAUGAAGACCGAGGGAUCCAACGCCUGGAAGCCAUGUUGUUUGCUAUUGAUGAAAUCAACAAAGACAAUUACUUGCUACCAGGAGUGAAGUUGGGUGUUCACAUUUUGGAUACAUGCUCAAGGGAUACCUAUGCAUUAGAGCAAUCACUGGAAUUUGUCAGGGCAUCUUUGACUAAAGUGGAUGAAGCUGAGUAUAUGUGUCCUGAUGGAUCCUAUGCCAUUCAAGAAAAUAUCCCACUUGUCAUUGCAGGGGUCAUUGGCGGCUCUUACAGCAGUGUUUCCAUACAGGUGGCAAACCUGCUACGGCUCUUCCAGAUCCCUCAGAUAAGCUACGCGUCCACCAGCGCCAAACUCAGCGACAAGUCGCGCUACGAUUACUUUGCCAGGACCGUGCCCCCCGAUUUCUACCAGGCCAAAGCCAUGGCCGAGAUCUUGCGUUUCUUCAACUGGACCUACGUGUCCACUGUGGCCUCCGAGGGCGACUACGGGGAGACGGGAAUCGAGGCCUUUGAGCAGGAAGCCCGCGUGCGCAACAUCUGCAUCGCCACAGCCGAGAAGGUGGGUCGCUCCAACAUCCGCAAGUCCUACGACAGCGUGAUCCGUGAGCUGCUGCAGAAGCCCAACGCGCGAGUGGUGGUCCUCUUCAUGCGCAGUGACGACUCGCGCGAGCUCAUCGCUGCCGCCAGCCGCGCCAACGCCUCCUUCACCUGGGUGGCCAGCGACGGCUGGGGCGCGCAGGAGAGCAUCGUCAAGGGCAGCGAGCACGUGGCCUACGGCGCCAUUACCCUGGAGCUGGCCUCGCAACCUGUCCGCCAGUUCGACCGCUACUUCCAGAGCCUCAACCCUUACAACAACCACCGCAACCCCUGGUUCCGGGACUUCUGGGAGCAGAAAUUCCAGUGCAGCCUCCAGAACAAGCGGAACCACCGGCGCCCUUGCGACAAGCACCUGGCCAUCGACAGCAACAACUACGAGCAAGAAUCCAAGAUCAUGUUUGUAGUGAACGCGGUGUAUGCCAUGGCCCACGCCCUGCACAAAAUGCAGCGCACCCUCUGCCCCAACACCACCAAGCUUUGCGAUGCUAUGAAGAUCCUGGAUGGGAAGAAGUUGUACAAGGAUUACUUGCUGAAAAUCAACUUCACAGCUCCAUUCAACCCAAAUAAAGAUGCGGAUAGCAUUGUGAAGUUUGAUACUUUUGGAGAUGGAAUGGGACGAUACAACGUGUUCAAUUUCCAGUACGUGAGUGGCAAGUAUUCCUACUUGAAGGUUGGUCACUGGGCAGAAACCUUAUCAUUAGAUGUUGAUUCUAUCCACUGGUCCCGGAACUCAAUCCCCACUUCACAAUGCAGUGACCCCUGUGCCCCCAAUGAAAUGAAGAAUAUGCAACCAGGGGAUGUCUGCUGCUGGAUCUGCAUCCCCUGCGAGCCCUAUGAAUACCUGGCUGACGAGUUUACCUGUAUGGAUUGCGGCCUUGGGCAGUGGCCUACUGCAGACCUCUCUGGCUGCUUUGACCUUCCUGAGGACUACAUCAAGUGGGAAGAUGCUUGGGCCAUUGGUCCAGUCACCAUCGCCUGCCUGGGUUUUCUGUGUACAAGCACGGUUGUGACUGUUUUUAUCAAGCACAACAACACACCCUUGGUCAAAGCAUCAGGCCGGGAGCUCUGCUACAUCUUGUUGUUUGGGGUUGGCCUGUCAUAUUGCAUGACAUUCUUCUUCAUUGCCAAGCCAUCACCAGUCAUCUGCACCUUGCGCCGACUAGGGCUGGGGACCUCCUUUGCUGUCUGUUACUCAGCCCUGCUGACCAAGACAAACUGCAUUGCCCGCAUCUUCGAUGGGGUAAAGAAUGGCGCUCAGAGGCCAAAAUUCAUCAGCCCAAGUUCUCAGGUUUUCAUCUGCCUGGGUCUGAUACUGGUGCAAAUUGUGGUGGUGUCUGUGUGGCUCAUCCUGGAGGCUCCAGGCACCAGGCGGUACACCGUUCCAGAGAAGCGGGAAACAGUCAUCUUAAAAUGCAAUGUCAGAGAUUCCAGCAUGUUGAUCUCACUUACCUACGAUGUGGUCCUGGUGAUCUUAUGCACUGUGUAUGCCUUCAAAACGCGGAAGUGCCCAGAAAAUUUCAACGAAGCCAAGUUCAUUGGUUUUACCAUGUACACCACAUGCAUCAUCUGGUUGGCCUUUCUCCCUAUAUUUUAUGUGACAUCAAGUGACUACAGAGUGCAGACGACAACCAUGUGCAUCUCUGUUAGCCUGAGUGGCUUCGUGGUCCUGGGCUGUUUAUUUGCACCCAAGGUGCACAUCAUCCUGUUCCAACCCCAGAAGAAUGUGGUCACACACAGACUGCACCUCAACAGGUUCAGUGUCAGUGGAACUGGGACCACAUAUUCUCAGUCCUCUGCGAGCACGUAUGUCCCCACGGUGUGCAAUGGGCGGGAAGUCCUCGACUCCACCACCUCAUCUCUGUGA
Molecule: messenger RNA, 2640 nt
Organism: Diceros bicornis minor
Lineage: Eukaryota; Metazoa; Chordata; Mammalia; Perissodactyla; Rhinocerotidae
Gene: GRM3
Product: glutamate metabotropic receptor 3
Exons: 5
Coding region: 1-2640 (879 amino acids)
Biological process (GO): G protein-coupled glutamate receptor signaling pathway; regulation of synaptic transmission, glutamatergic
Cellular component (GO): membrane
Molecular function (GO): group II metabotropic glutamate receptor activity
Source: RefSeq, a predicted model, not a curated record